UACAAAGGGGUUGACAAACACUGUUUGUGUCGUUUUGAAUUGGUGGAAGAAGACAGAAACUGUGAAAUAUCAACAUGUUUGCGGUGUGAAAAAUCCGUAGGUUAUGGCUCUGUACGAACAAAAACAUUUAUCCUUACAUAUUGUAGUUUUCAAUUACGAUGUUUGAAUCUCUACCUUUACAUGCAAGGUCACCCCUGAUUAAUAUAACCUAACCUGUCAAAUUAUUUACCCUGCUACACUACAUUUUCAUUAAUGAAUGAGUUAUAAAAUGAGUAAUGGAGAAAAACAAAAACGACCUAACUGUUUGAUAUGUGGCGGUCAAAUUUCAUCCAGUAAUUACGGUGUAUUUUGUACUGUUGUACCUAAUACCGAUACGCUGCUUGCCAAUGCAGUGGAGAAAAUUGUAUGCAAGAAACUUGUACGGUCUGUGUUGUCAGCAGCAUCCAUCUGUGCAAAAUGUUUUUCCCUUUUUGAGGAAUUAGCAUGCGCCGAAACAAAGUGCACAUCCAUCAAGAAAAAAAUUCUAACAUUUUUUGAAAGAAAUUCCCAUAGAAUAAAAAAUGGUAUACAGGAUAUUCAAGGUGUAGCGUGUCAGACAGAAGAUGUGAUAGAAAUUAACAGUGUUGUUGAGAAACCAGAUGAUAAACUGAAAGAGGAGGAAUGUGAACCAGAUACUGAAAAUUCUUGUGAAAAAUCUGCUACAGAACAGAAGACUGAUACUGGCAAAGUUACCCCUCGAACUUCAAUAGUUGCAGCUGGGAAAGCAGGAGCGUACAGUAAGAGAAAAGGAAGACCAGCACGAAAACCACAUACAUCUAAACAAAUUUCUAACAAGUUAUCCAGUGGUCAAGAAAAAGAUGUUCAUCGAGUUCGGCGUUAUAUACACCCAUGCUCACUUUGUGGUAGACUUUUUCGUCGUCCUUGUGAGGUAAAACAGCAUUUGUUGUCCCAUGGGGGUGCAAAGCCUUAUCAGUGCCGUGAUUGUGGGAAAAAGUUUGGCUCAAAAUCAGGUGCAGGUAUUCAUGCUCUGAAGAAACAUGGUAAAGAUAUAACUGAAGAAAAUAUAAUUGACUUGUGUAAGGAUGGUACUUUUAUAAACUCUUCUUCUGACCAGGUAAAUAUGAUGGUUGAAAGAGACAAUAAAGUGAAGAAGGAAGUAGAUGAUCACAGAGACAAUGACACAACAAGUAGUGAUGAUGAUUUUGAGUGGAAAAUGGAUGAAGAAGAAAUUUUUGGUAUGUUUAGUAGUGAGGGGCAAAAAUUUGACUCUGUAACCAACUCACCAGACAAAGCUACAUCUAGUGAAACGGAACAAAAUGGAACUGUUAAUGUUAAAAAUGAAGAUGUUAAAAAAGAUAUUACCGAAGACAAGAGCAAGGAGGAAGAAGCAAAGCUAUCUGAUACUGGAAAACCUUCACAAGGAUCAAGAAAUAAUGAAGAGAAUAAUGACAGCAAAGACGACAAGAGGGCAAGAAAAGAAAAGAAAAGAAAGCGGGAGCCAGCACCGAAGGUACCAAAACAUGAGUGUGGUAUCUGUGGUAAAAAGUGGCGAACUAUGAGUGAAUAUCGAUCACAUGUUGCAACUCACAGUGAUGAAAGACCAUACAUUUGUGAAAUUUGUGGGCAAGCGUAUAAACACAAACCAGCACUAGAUAUUCAUGUUGGGAUGCAUAAUGGUAUAAAUCCAUUCUGUUGCCCCUACUGCAACAAGGCAUUCACCCAAAAGGGAGCACUUCAACGCCAUAUGCCCAUACACACUGGGGAAGCACCAUUCCAGUGUGAACUUUGUGGAAAGCGAUUUGUACAUCAUACAAGUUUCAAUAUGCACACAUUGGCCCACACUGGUCAGAAGAGUUACAAAUGUGGUCUCUGUGGCUUGGCACUGCUGUCGGGAUCACACCUUAAGCGACACUCAAGAGUCCACACAGGAGAGCGACCUUAUCAGUGCCAGACAUGUGGAAAACGUUUUGCCGAGAGAUACAACUUAGUUGCUCAUACACGAGUCCAUGACACUAGCUCUAACUCUGGUGUAAGAGAUGGAGGCUACAAGAAACAUCACAGGUGUCAGUUGUGUGGAGCGAGAUUCGACCGAAGACCGAAGUUGGACCAUCAUAUGGCUCUCUGUCACAAUAAGCUAGGAGAGUCAGAAGACAACCAAAAAUGGAUAGGUCAUACUAUGACUGAAGAGUCAAGUAAACAGACAGCCAGUGAUCUGGGUACUAUGAUGCCAUCAGUGACACUGAGUCAACCCCACUUGCACAGUGUAGCACCCACUUCUGCUCAUCAGCACCGCCCACUUUUACUUCACACAGUUCAUGGACAAACACAUGGACCAGAGCAUGAACAUAGUCACACUCAUGGUUCAAAGGUGACAGCAGCUCAUUCACAUGGUCAUCCCCAUGCACAUCCACUCCUGGCAGCUGCAGCAGCUCAUCAGACUCUGAGUGUUCCAAACCAGCACCAGCAAAAUUGGCAUCAAAUUAUUUUUGGUGGAAAUGGUGGUGUGAGGGCAGAAGAUGGAGCAGGUAACUUGUUAGAUGGAGUUCCACAAGUUAAGGUAGGAAUGCAAAGUGCAGGUAUAAAUGGAACAGCACAGCAUCGGCUUCUUACAGAAAUGCCAUCUUUGGGGCACAGUACUCAAAACCACAGUAUUGGAGUAAGCAUAGGCACUGGUAGAAAUGUACUAGCAUCUUGCUUAGCAGCUGCUGCACCACAUCAUCUUGUGGCAAACAGCCAUGCUCCACAUUUAACAAAUCAUCAUUCAGUUACACAGUCUCGAGUGAAUAUGUUUUCUUCUGGUGAAAGCUGAAAAUUUUUGAGUCCUUCCUUAGAUCAAGUUGGGAUUGGUGCUUUCAGUCAAUGCUUUGACAAGGGCAGUGUUAUCUCUUCACAGAGAAUGUUGUAGCAACCUCAAGGAGAUUAUGAAGGUCAGUUUCCAUUUUGCAACACUUAGUUGUAAAAGUGAAGUGUUUCGGUCAUAUCUUUAUGUUCUGCCAUAUCAGAUUUAUGCAGUGUGAGAGAACAUCAGACAACAUUCCAAUGAAAUUUCCAUUCAUAGCAUUCUGAUUAUAAAACUAUUUAUUGGUUUGCCACUAUGACACAGAAAAAACAAAAUCAGGCAUACCAGUUAAAACAAUGUCAUCAAUUCAAUUGAGGCAGCUGAAAGUAAAAUAUUGUUAUAGACAUAUUUUCAUCAUUGUCUUGCAAGUGUAUCAGAAAAAAAUAUGAAAUAUGUGAAGUCGAUAUGUCAUUCAACUUAUCCAUUGGGAAUUUUUACUAAUUUAGCAGGAGAUACGUUUUGCAGUCGACAUUAGAGAUGUGUCUAGAAAGAAAUCAUGACAUUUGUGGAUGAAAGGGAGGAAAGUAUUGGAAGUUAUAAAGGUCUGUUGGCACUGAAUAUCAUAGUUAUAGCAGAAGUUAGAAACUAGCAUAUAUGAAAUUCCGACAGGAGAUGAAGAGGUUCAGUCCCAUAAAUCAGAAUCAAUUUGGAGCAUGAACACACAGAGCACAUAUAGAUUAUUUCAGCCAAGAAAUGGAGAAUCAGUUGGAUACUAUUGUGAGUACUUUUUAUAGUUGGUAAAGUAAGAGUAAGGAAGCUCUGUCCAGCUCAAUGAUUGUCGUUAGUGUAGGAGCUGUGUGAGAAAGCAAGCUCUGCUGUCCUUUUGCUGUGCUUAUUCCACAGAUGUGCUGAGUGCUUCAUAAUGGGGAGCUCCACCUUUUCUCUGGUGAGUCAUUGCUUCAUCACUCAUUUUGAAACACACAAACAACACAUCACAACAUGGUAUUCACUUUGGAAUGCCCACAGUAUUCUACACAGUAUUGUUAUGGUUAGAUUAAUGAGGGCAGUGGAUGAACACAAAACAUUAAUGGCCCAUCUUCACACUUCUACAAAUCCAGAAUGAAGGAGGAUUGAGUUACCAUCAGCUGUGCAUAACAGAUCGGUGAAAAAUGUUUUGUGGCUGUAGAUAUUAAUAGACAAGUAGAAGGUUACAGGGAAUUCUGCAGGUUCAGUCCCAUAAAUCAGAAUCAGUUUGGAGCAUGAACACACAGAGCACAUGUAGAUUAUUUCAGCCGAGAAAUAGAGAAUCAGUUGGUUACUAUUGUGAAUACUUUCUAUAGUUUGUAACAGAAGAGUCUGUGGAGUGUGGAAGCUCCGUCCAGCUGUGAUUGCCUUUAUGGUAGGUGCUGUGUGAGAAAGCAAGCUCUGCUGUCCUUUUGCAGUGCUGGUUCCACAAAUGUGCUGGGUGCUUUAUAAUGGGGAGCUGUACCUUUUCUCUAUUAAGUCAUUGCUUCAUCACUCAUUUUGAAACACACAAACAAAAUGCCUCCAAAAUGACUGGAAUAAUUGAAAUACUUUUUUUUGCUAAGUGUUUGUUUGUUUAUCAUAACCCUUCUCUUUUCCCCAAAACGAAACAGAGUCGUGUUGAGUAAUUGUUGUUCAUAGCAGAAAUUACUGAGCUUUCUGGCUUAGUCUGUCGAGAAAGUAUAAAGUGGUGGAGAGAAUGCUUUGUGUUUAAAAGUUGUAGGCUUUUUUUUCAUACUAAAUUGCAGAAUUUUUAUUUCAUUCACCAUUUUGUAUCCCUCUGACUAUUUGAGAAUGUUCUUAUUUUUUGUCGUGUCCCACCCACAUUUUCUUGUGCUGAUAUAAGAAAUUCAUCUGACAAAAACCUUGUGGUGUAUACUAGAACACAAUGACUGCGUAACACUUAAUAUGAUAUCCAAAGCAGCUUUUGACAUUUAAAUCUUUUCACAGUCACAGGUGUGCUGUAUUUCAACAACCCCUCAAUUUCUGUAGUAUUUCCUUGUAGACAGGGUCUUGACAGUGGGUGACCACAGUUGUACUAUCUUCCUCCAACAACUAAUAGCAAUUUGUGAAUUUCUAUUAGCACAUAUUUGCAUUAGUGUGUUUGUUAACUCUGUGCAAGAGAAUUGGGAAUUAAUUUGGUCUCUCUCUGACACACACACACACACACACACACACACACACACACAAGUGUGUUCUGAAAAGUGAUAAUGCCUCUGUAUUGUCUAUGUGAAAACUUUUUAAAUGAAACAAAUGUUAUUAACCUUCAACAUCUUUAAUCUUGAUGUCUACAUAUUUUUUUCCCAACGUAGUCACCCUGGCAAGAACACAUUUCUCCCAAUGAGAGACCAUUUUGUUGAUACCAUCACUGUAGAAUGUUUGCACCACUUCAUCAGUAUCUAAGUGAAGUCGCCAAAGGUGCUCUUUUGUUUUGGAAACGUGAAAAUCGUAUGGAGGAUCAUCAGUGACAAUCAAACGAGGGAGUUGCAUUGUUGCAGAAGUUCCAGCACUCAUGUGUGGUCUGGCAUUGCCAUGCUGUUGGAGAGGGCAAUCCAUAUGUGGACAAACUCGUAAGAGUUUUCACAUAAAAGUUUCAGAGGAAUUGCUUUUAAACACACCCUUACAUAUACAUGAAAUGGUUUGUAAUCUCAAGUAUGUGCCGUUAAUUAAUAGAGUAUGAAGUAGUAGGAUAUGUCAUAGGAAUAAAGAAGAAUUUGCUUAAACUCAGGGAGAACUGUGCAAUGUCCAAAUAGUAUGGAUAUAUACAGACAAAACGCAUUAGUUAUUUUGGAUGCCAUCUCAUGAUUUAAAAUCAGUGAUGGUGUAAAAUCUGUGCAGUUAUUGUGUUGAAAACUGUAGUACUUAAGAAAAUUAUAUUUUAUAGCAGCUAGAUAUGUUGAAGUUCUGUUCAGUAUUGGAAACAUAUUUCUAGAAUUUAUCAGAUGAAAGCUGUUUAAUGAGAAGUGUGAUGGGAAUUAAUGAACUGGAUUCCUGCACUUGCAAAGUUACUGUGAUAGCAAGUUGCAGAAAGGGACUGAAGCUUUAAAUAGAUAAAAUGAUAUUAUUUUGACCUUUUUAUUGGAUUUUACUCACCAUCUAAAAUUUAUGCAAGGUGUAUGACAUCAGAUUUUUGUAUAAUGCUCAGAUUUGUAUUGUAUGUGUAAUCAUCCAUAAAUUCACAGCAUAUCAGUGACUGAAUGGAAUAAACUCCAAUUUUGAUGUGCUGAAUUUGUGACUUUUUGUACCAUAUCUGUAUUACUAGUCUAUUUGAUAGGAUUAUAUUUUAUGAAAUAUUUUGUGAUGCAGAGUUUAUCAGUUGGUCUGCUGAAUUAAUGACCAUGUGUCACAGUACUGAACACUGAAUUUUUUAAUAAGAAAAACCUGAACAUGUUCUCAAGGGGGGAAAGCUUCCUCAAGAGCAAAAAUUGCUUGAAUGAUAUUACUUAAAGUUCUGCACUUAGGUUUCAGAUAUGUAUGUAUUUUUGUAGUAUAGGUCUCUGUAAAUGUCUUUCUUUCAGGCAGAGCUUAUGUUAAUUUGGCAAACUGAUAAGCUAUUUAUGAUAACAUUUGCCAGUCAUUAUUGUACAAAGUAUAAAUAUCUACCUAAUUUCUUUUCUAAUUAAAAUGAAACCCAGUGAUUUAGAUGCCUCUUUACAUUAAAAUGUAUCAUAUGUUAAAUUUUACUUUAUUUAUUUGCUUAGCCCUUGCAUCGUAUAAUGUAUGGAUGUACAGUAUACAAGACAACUAGUACAUGUAUGAUUCUAACAGGAUACGAAAGAAAGGAAAUUAAUAUUUUCAGAACAUAAUUUUUUCAAGAUUUAAAUUAUGUAGGACAUGAGGUUGGGGUCAUAUAGUUAAUACAAGUUUGCUUUCAGGUACUCAGAAACUGAAUAAAAUGUGUGUUUCAUUAGGAUUUCUUUUGCUUUUCAGUAUAAAGUAUUGGUUUUCUUUUGAUUGAUGGGCAUAGUUUGUUGAAGAGUGGGCUUGCCUGUAUUUGUCAUCACAUCAUGAUUUCUGUUGAAUUUUUGGCACAUCAGAUGAAUGUUUGCCUUGAUUCACAUGUUAUGGUUGUGCAUUUCUCCAUUUGUCACAAACAGAUUUACGUUUUUUUGGAGAAAGGAGAGUUUGUAGAGUGUAAAUACAGGGCACUGGCAAUGUAUUUAUUUUUUUGAAUAUAUAUGUGGUGGU
Messenger RNA from Schistocerca cancellata (South American locust), 6991 nucleotides. RefSeq names its product zinc finger protein 431-like. Bases 257 to 2809 code for a protein of 850 amino acids. The record is from RefSeq and is a predicted model, not a curated record. NCBI's taxonomy places the organism in Eukaryota, Metazoa, Arthropoda, Insecta, Orthoptera, Acrididae. Gene Ontology annotation, cellular component: nucleus. The transcript is spliced from 4 exons.